AUGGACGAAUCAAAUAUCGUUAUUUUGGGUGCAGAGAAAGUGGGGAAGUCUGCCAUCGCUCAACAGUUUGUUUCCAGAACCUUCCCCGCUAAACAUCGCAAGACAAAGGAGGACUACUACACAACCACAGCCAAUCUGCCUGGUGGCUGCCAGCUCUCUGUAGACCUUGUCGACACAUCUGGGACGGAGAAACGACAGCGUAUGCGAGAGUAUCGCACCCAACACGCGGAUGGCUAUGUCGUAGUGUAUGCUGUUGAUGAUGCCAAAUCCUUCGCAAGAGCCCUUAAAAUAUGCCUUCGGAUAGAAAUGAUUCGAGGUUCUGACAGACCUCCAAUAGUUCUGGUCGGGAACAAGUCGGACAGUAACAGAGUGGUCCCCACUCACACAGCAUCCAAGGUGGCCACAGACACUCUCCAUUGUAGCCACGUGGAGUGUAGUGCCAUGAACAUUGAAGACGUUGAUCAUAUCUUUGGGACUUUAUUGAUGGCCAUGAACAGUCGGAGGAAACAGCGUUUAGACAGCACCGGUUCUGAGUGUUAG
Haliotis rufescens (red abalone) is the source of this 540-nucleotide messenger RNA. Its product is annotated as ras-related protein rapB-like. Gene Ontology annotation, biological process: signal transduction. The transcript is spliced from 3 exons. Gene Ontology annotation, molecular function: GTPase activity; GTP binding; GDP binding. The record is from RefSeq and is a predicted model, not a curated record. NCBI's taxonomy places the organism in Eukaryota, Metazoa, Mollusca, Gastropoda, Lepetellida, Haliotidae. Bases 1 to 540 code for a protein of 179 amino acids. Gene Ontology annotation, cellular component: plasma membrane.